Sinocyclocheilus grahami is the source of this 1949-nucleotide messenger RNA. RefSeq names its product bifunctional 3'-phosphoadenosine 5'-phosphosulfate synthase 1. The record is from RefSeq and is a predicted model, not a curated record. Gene Ontology annotation, molecular function: adenylylsulfate kinase activity; sulfate adenylyltransferase (ATP) activity; ATP binding. The transcript is spliced from 11 exons. Bases 210 to 1949 code for a protein of 579 amino acids. NCBI's taxonomy places the organism in Eukaryota, Metazoa, Chordata, Actinopteri, Cypriniformes, Cyprinidae. Gene Ontology annotation, biological process: sulfate assimilation; 3'-phosphoadenosine 5'-phosphosulfate biosynthetic process.
CAAUCCGAUGGUCUGGUAGGCGGAGACUUGACGCGUGAGAGGCGGGACUUACCGGAGCCUCCAUCACUUCCUGUGCCGCAGCCUGUAAACCUCUACGCUUCCAUUCUGGGCUUCAAUACACAGACACAGUGGGCCCGGCGCUUCAUUAAAACACCCCCCCCUUUUCGAAUAUAUAUAUCUAUAUAUAAGUGUGAAUUCAGCGGCUCAGAAUGGAGAUAUCUGGUAACUCGAGUAAGAAGCAGAAACUGAGUAACGCGCCUGAGAGCUGGGGGAUGCAAAGAGCCACCAAUGUGACGUAUCAAGCCCAUCACGUGAGCAGAAACAAGCGUGGCCAGGUAGUCGGCACUAGAGGAGGCUUUCGAGGAUGCACGGUGUGGCUUACAGGUUUGUCUGGUGCGGGUAAGACGACGGUCAGCAUGGCUCUGGAGGAGUAUCUGGUGUGUCAUGGCAUCCCCUGCUACACUCUGGAUGGAGAUAACAUCAGGCAGGGCCUCAAUAAAAACCUGGGCUUCAGCCCUGAAGACCGCGAGGAGAACAUUCGUCGUAUCGCAGAAGUGGCAAAACUGUUUGCUGACGCUGGGCUUGUGUGCAUCGCCAGCUUCAUUUCCCCAUACAGCAGGGAUCGUCUGAAUGCAAGGAAGAUCCAUGAAGCUGCUGGCCUUCCAUUCUUUGAGGUGUUUGUAGAUGCUCCUCUGGAUGUGUGUGAGCAGAGAGAUGUGAAGGGGCUCUAUAAGAGAGCUAGGGCUGGAGAAAUCAGAGGGUUCACUGGAAUAGACUCUGAGUAUGAGAAGCCAGAGGCCCCUGAACUUGUACUGAAGACGGAUUCUUGCAAUGUGAACGACUGCAUCCAGCAGCUUCUGGACCUCCUGCAGGAGAGGGACAUAGUUCCUGUGGACGCAUCCUACGAGGUCAAGGAGCUCUAUGUGCAAGAGAACAAGCUGGACUUGGCAAAGGCUGAUGCUGAGACUCUUCCAGCAGUGGAGAUCACUAAGGUGGACAUGCAGUGGGUUCAGGUGCUCGCUGAGGGCUGGGCCACUCCUCUGAACGGCUUCAUGAGGGAGGGAGAGUACCUACAGUGCCUGCACUUCAACUGUCUGCUUGACGGUGGGGUUAUUAACCUGUCGGUGCCAGUGGUCCUCCCUGUUUCAAGUGCCGAUAAGGAGCGUCUGGAUGGCAGCACUGCGUUCGCGCUGGCCUACGGUGGUCAGAGGGUCGCGAUACUGCGAAACCCAGAGUUCUACGAACAUCGUAAGGAAGAGCGUUGUGCCCGGCAGUGGGGCACCACAUGCAAGGAUCAUCCAUACGUCAAGAUGGUGAUGGAGAGCGGAGAUUGGUUGGUCGGUGGUGAUCUCCAGGUGCUGGAUCGGAUCUACUGGAAUGACGGGCUGGAUAGUUACAGGCUCACACCAACCGAACUUAAGCAGAAGUUUAAAGAGAUGAAUGCAGAUGCCGUCUUUGCCUUCCAACUGCGGAACCCAGUGCAUAAUGGCCAUGCGCUGCUCAUGCAGGACACGCAGCGGCGUCUAAUUGAACGUGGCUAUCGUCGACCCGUGCUUCUGCUUCACCCACUGGGCGGCUGGACCAAAGAUGAUGACGUGCCACUGGCCUGGCGCAUGAAACAGCAUGCGGCUGUCCUGGAGGAGGGACUGCUUGACCCCAAAUCCACCAUAGUGGCCAUUUUCCCUUCACCAAUGAUGUACGCCGGCCCAACAGAGGUGCAGUGGCACUGUAGGGCCCGGAUGGUGGCUGGGGCCAACUUUUACAUAGUGGGCCGUGACCCCGCAGGAAUGCCUCACCCAGACACAGGUAAAGACCUCUACGAGCCCUCCCACGGGGCUAAAGUUCUCACCAUGGCCCCUGGACUCAUAUCUUUGGAAAUUGUGCCUUUCAAAGUAGCAGCCUACAAUAAAGCCAAGAAGGCCAUGGAUUUUUAUGACCCCAAAAAGUAA